UUGUGUUUGCUUUCAUUAGAUAACCUACGACCCACCAGCAACAACAACCAAAAGAAUAAUCUUUUGUCCAUUUUCUGAAAACCCAUUAAGCAAAAACCAAAAGGGUUGUUUUUGAUUUCAAUUGGGUAUAAAGAAAAAGUUGAAUUUGGAGGAAAGAGAAGAGAAAGGUGGUAGCUUUGUUUUGAGGUUGUGGGAAUGGGGGAUUUGGAGAAGCAGCAAGAGAAGGUGAUGGUGUUGGAAGAAGGAAGGAAAGAUGAAGAAGGUGAAGAGAAUGAGAGGCUUUUGGAGGGUAUGGCUGUUUUGGAUUUUGAUAUGCUUUGUUCAUCUGUUGCUUUACAAACUGCAAAUGGAACUUGGGGGAAGCUUGGUGGUGGUGGUGAGGAUGAUGAGCAUCGUGGUGAGGAGUUUGGUGGGGUUUUGAGGAUGUGGGAAGGUGAACUUCUUGAUUGCUUCGAGCAUCGUCGAAUCGCCCUUGAAUCUGCAUGUUGUCCCUGCUACCGAUUCGGGAAGAACAUGAAGCGUGCCGGUCUUGGUUCUUGUUAUAUUCAGGCGUUUGUAUAUUUUGUUGUUGCCAUCUGUGCGCUUUUCAACUUCAUAGCCUUUAUCGUCACGAGACAUCACUACUUUUUAUACCUGGCAGUCACCUUCGUUGUUACUGGCGGAGCAUAUUUAGGAUUCUACCGAACUCGAAUGCGGAAGAAAUUCAACAUCAAGGGUAGCGAUAGUUCGGUGGACGAUUGUGCUUACCAUUUUGUCUGUCCUUGUUGUACAUUGUGUCAGGAGUCAAGAACACUAGAGAUUAACAACGUUCAAGACGGCACUUGGCACGGCCGGGGCGACACCGUAUGCAUAGGUGGCAUCAGGAACGGGAGUAAAGCACUCUCCGCUUUGAUUCCUCCUCCUACCGAGUCCAUCAAGCUUACGGAUGAAAUUUACACCUUAUAGAAGAAAUAGAACAUAGAGGAGGAAGUUAAGAAACAAUGGUUCUUCAUCCAAAUUGCAUCCCUAUCCAUGUCAAGUUUAUAUCAAAUUUCGCGACGAAAAGAGAAUACAAUGAAACGAAGGCUCUAACAAACACCGUUCAUAAGUCAGACAUUGCUUUCAAAUUUCUUUGUUCCAAGCAAACAUAUUCUCAAAAUGGGAUAACUUAGUUUUUGGAUGAAGAACAAUGUUAGUUUUAAAAUUACCUCCAUGAAGUUGGUUUGCAAAUGUGCAUAUAGAGUGUGUCAUUCUCAACUAAUUUUUAAUAGCCCUUGUAGUGUAUAGUUUUGAGUAGUGUCAGUGUUGCAAGAAUCCCAUCUGAUUGUUGUAAUCCAAACUUGUGGUUUAUUAAUUGGUGUAUUUUUUACUA
Messenger RNA from Lathyrus oleraceus (garden pea), 1351 nucleotides. Its product is annotated as protein PLANT CADMIUM RESISTANCE 11. The record is from RefSeq and is a predicted model, not a curated record. Bases 196 to 945 code for a protein of 249 amino acids. NCBI's taxonomy places the organism in Eukaryota, Viridiplantae, Streptophyta, Magnoliopsida, Fabales, Fabaceae. The transcript is spliced from 5 exons.